UGAAACACUACAACGCCUCGGCCCCCAGCAGCUCCCCUGUUCCUGCUCUGUUUCGCUGACUGCAGCUGACCAGCUGAGCUCUAUUUCCACGUACAGAAAGGAGCACAGUAGCUUAGAGUUUCCUAGCCAUGGUUGCGAUAACCGCGCCCAGCUCGAUCGACCAGAUCCCGCCGAUGCGGUACCCCAAGGCCAAUGCGGGCCAACCGAUCGCCAUCCCGUCCGUCGACCUGUCGGCGCCGGGCGCAGCGACAGCGGUGGCGGACGCGUGCCGCAGCGUGGGCUUCUUCAGGGCGACCAACCACGGCGUGCCGGCGGGCCUUGCCGAAGCUCUGGAGGCCGGCGCGAUGGCGUUUUUCGCGCUGCCCACCCAGGACAAGCUGGACAUGUCCGGCGCCGCCCGCCCCUUCGGCUACGGCAGCAAGAGCAUCGGCUCGAACGGCGACGUCGGGUGGCUGGAGUACCUCCUCCUCUCCGUCGGUUCCAACUCCGUUCCCAGCUCCUCCCUGCCGCCCUCACUCCGGAUGGCAUUGGAGGAGUACACGGCGGCGGUGAGGGAGGUCGGCGGGCGGGUUCUGGAGCUGAUGGCGGAGGGGCUCGGCUUGGACAGGGCGCUGCUGCGGAGGAUGGUGGCGGGGAGGGAAGGCAGCGACGAGAUGGUACGGGUGAACCACUACCCGCCAUGCCCGCUGGCGCCGGGAGACUGCGGCUUGACGGGGUUCGGGGAGCACACGGACCCGCAGAUCAUCUCCGUGCUCUGGUCCAACUGCACCGCGGGCUUCCAGAUCAAGCUCAGGGACGGCAGGUGGGCCCCCGUGCCCCCCGACCCGGAAUCCUUCUUCGUCAACGUCGGGGACUCGCUGCAGGUUCUGACGAACGGGCGGUUCCGGAGCGUGAAGCACCGGGUGGUGGCGCCGGAGGGGACGCAGUCGCGGCUGUCCGUGAUCUACUUCGGCGGUCCGGCGCCGUCGCAGCGGAUCGCGCCGCUGCCGCAGGUGAUGCUGGAGGGGGAGCAGAGCCUGUACAGGGAGUUCACGUGGGGCGAGUACAAGCGGGCCUCGUACAAGACGCGCCUCGGCGACUACAGGCUCGGCCCCUUCGAGCUGCGCGCCAAGCUCCCCAGCGAACCAGCAAAUAGCGCCGAUCCGCAGCUCUGCAACAGCGGCACCUGCAUGCAGCAGCAGGUGGCACAAGUGUACUAAGCACAGCUAGCUACCGUACUAGGCUAGGCUCUUACAAAUAUUCUCCUGCACCCAAGAACCAAGAUGGCCGGAUCGUCCUCCUUUUGUUAAAUCCAUAUGCGGUAACCUUGCCUCACUGCAGUACGUGCAGGCUCUGCUGCUCUGUGCCUGUCCGCUGCAUGCGUGUACAUGGUCCUUGUAACAUCCCAGUAGUAGUAGUAGCUGUUUCCAUGUAUGCUGCCUCUUUUGUUGCUCACUGUUUAGUGUAACGUACGCAAAUAGGCAGCUCGAUUAGCCUGUGCGUAUGUAACUGUAUCUUGUGACCAUUGCUCUGGAAGCUUUUAUAAAUGGCAACGUUGUGAAGUGUUUUGCAU
Molecule: messenger RNA, 1552 nt
Organism: Phragmites australis (common reed)
Lineage: Eukaryota; Viridiplantae; Streptophyta; Magnoliopsida; Poales; Poaceae
Product: gibberellin 2-beta-dioxygenase 3-like
Exons: 3
Coding region: 129-1199 (356 amino acids)
Biological process (GO): gibberellin catabolic process; response to light stimulus
Source: RefSeq, a predicted model, not a curated record